UGUGCUUGCAACUUGCAAAUAACUACACACAAAUUACAUUUAUUAAAACAUAGUACGUAUUUGGUGUUGGGCGUUUCAAAAUGGCACUGGCAAAUAAGUUGCUGCUCAGCCAAAUUACUGGUCAUAUAAUAUUGCUAAUACUCUCAUUUUGCAUUUGGAUACCACUCAGGAUAAAUCUGCAUGAGUUUUGUGACCACUGUCUGCUUUUUACCACCGGAAAGUGGCGCGAGGAGGAUGGUAUGUUUGAUGUUAACUGGGCCUCUGAUGGAUUCUGCAACUUCUCCUUUCUAACGGGCAUAGCUCUAUCGUGCAUUUCCAUACUCCAGAUCAUUCGAUUCUGGGUCAUGAAAUAUGCGGAUGCAGAACCUUCAUUUUUGUCCCUGUUUAUCGAUGUUGUGCUGGGAAUUUUUAUGCUGGCCAUCUCAAUUUUAUCAGCGAUAUUUAUAACACUUGGAUUCAUUGUGUGGUGCGACGGAAUGACCGAACGUUUUCCAUCAUGCGAGACAUCAGCGGGUCAGAAUGUCAUACGUGGGGAUACAGAAAAAAUUGAUACUUCUAAUUUUUACAUGGAAAUGGGAACAGCACAGUUUGGCGCAUGGGUUUCCUUUGCUACAUCAGUGGGCUUGGCCGUUAUUGCGCUCUUAAAGCUAAUCAACAACCAUCAGGUGCGCAACAUUAAGGUCUCCAUGUACCUGGAACGUCAGCGUUUAGUUAACCAAGGGCAAUCCGAUGGUCGAUCGACGCCCCCUCUCGCAUCGGGAGCUUCGUCAGAUUCAGACAACAACAAAUAGUUGCCGUAUAUAGCCGGUCAGGAAUUUAUAAUCAUUUACGUAUGUAUUUCUGAUAUUGUGCAACUUCAUUAUCAUAAGUCAUAUAAUCUUUAUUCUCACGAGCGAAAUUGAGAGGUCUCACCGUGCUUGAUCUAUGUAGUGCAAUCGCAGUUAUUUUAAAGGCUCUCAUAUUAAUGUAUAACUUUAUAUUUAAGACAUUGAAGUGAUAUGUAUAUCUAUGUAUUCCAAAUAUUAUCGAUUUAAUUGAAAA
Molecule: messenger RNA, 1041 nt
Organism: Scaptodrosophila lebanonensis
Lineage: Eukaryota; Metazoa; Arthropoda; Insecta; Diptera; Drosophilidae
Product: transmembrane protein 179
Exons: 3
Coding region: 81-791 (236 amino acids)
Source: RefSeq, a predicted model, not a curated record